Lactuca sativa (garden lettuce) is the source of this 4348-nucleotide messenger RNA. RefSeq names its product disease resistance-like protein DSC1. The record is from RefSeq and is a predicted model, not a curated record. Gene Ontology annotation, biological process: defense response. Lineage: Eukaryota; Viridiplantae; Streptophyta; Magnoliopsida; Asterales; Asteraceae. Gene Ontology annotation, molecular function: ADP binding.
UCUCUCUCACCUCUCUCGCUAUCUCCCUUUUCAAUCUCGUUGACUUGCCGUUUACCAGCGUUGGUUCUACAGUUUUCACUCGUCGUCCUUCUCGUCUCCAUUGGAUCUUCUGCAAUUCUCGCUGUUUCAGGCCUCAUCGUAGUUCUGUAGUCAGAGUUUUUAGGUAUGAGAUCUUGAGAUUGAGUCGCAAUUGAGGAAAGUGUGGGAUUCAAACGCUUCAGAACACAAUACUUAUUGAGAUACACAAAGUCGUGGGAAGUGCGAAAGGUUGUCAACCCAUAACUCAUAAUGGUUGAGCUCCAUGAAAUUUUAGAAGGAUCUUCAUCUUCUUCAUCAACUCAAGCUCAAAGAUAUGACGUAUUUUUAAGUUUCAGAGGUCUCGACACUCGUAAUAGUUUCACUGCUUACCUUCAUAAAGCUCUCAUGGAUGCCAAUAUCAAUACCUUCUUGGAUGAUGAAGAGAUUGAAACCGGGGAAGAUCUGAAACCAGAAUUGGAGAGUGCCAUUAAAGCAUCUAGAGCUUCUGUUAUCAUUUUGUCUAAGAAUUAUGCUAAUUCAACGUGGUGUCUUGAUGAAUUGGUGCUGAUCCUUGAGCAACGUAAGACAUGCAACCAUAUUGUUAUCCCCAUAUUUUAUCAUGUUAAGCCCACACAUGUCAGGAAGCAAGAAAGUAGCUUUGGAGAUGCAAUGGCUAAGCAUAAACAGAUGAUGGAGGCGGAGACAAAUGCAAAUAAAAGAAGAAAAUGAGCUAAAAAAAUAGAUCGAUGGACUAAAGCACUUGUAGAAGUUGCUAAUAUAAAAGGGAUGGACCUAAAUGGCAGUUUCAGGCAAGAGAUGGAAUUUAUUGAAGAAAUUGUUACAGACAUCUACCGUAGAUUACACAUAUCCUCAAGGAGUCAUCUACCUCAACUUUUUGGGAUGGAUUAUUCUAUUAAAUUCGUCACUUCAUGGUUGAAAGAUACUUCCUCACAUACAGCAGAUGUACUCACUAUUUUGGGUAUUGGUGGGAUUGGGAAGACAUCUUUAGCCAAAUAUGUCUAUGGGUUAUAUUCUCAUGAAUUUGAUACAAACAACAUUAUUGAAGAUAUUAGUAGGAGAUGUGAAAAAACUGAUGGGUUGCUUGCUUUACAAAAACAACUCUACAAUGGCAUUUCAAAACAAAGUCCGAUUCAUGUUCAUGAUUCUUCGGUAUACACGUCCAUGAUAGAGAAUGCACUAGUCUAUAAAAAGAUGUUUCUAGUUCUUGAUGAUAUCAAUAGUCUUGACCAGUUGGAUGCAUUACUUGGAAGCAAAGGUCUUCAUCCAGGAAGCAAAAUCAUAAUCACAACAAAGGAUGCGUGGUUGACAGAGAGUUGUGUGCUAUUCAAAACGAACGUUAAACCCAAGCAUACAAAUCAUGUGCUUAAAGGCUUAUAUAAGACUGAAUCACAAAAACUUUUGUGUUAUCAUGCAUUCAUGUGCAACGAUCCCAAGGUAGGUUAUGAAGAGGUGUCAGAAAAGCUUGUGGAGUACUGUGAAGGGCAUCCGAGGGCUCUUCAACUUUUAGGCAAAAAUCUACAUAAUCGAGACGUAGCUUAUUGGGAGGGGUACAUAGAAGGGUUAAAGAAAGAAAAUGGUUCACCUAUAAAUAAUGUAUUGAGAAUGAGCUUUGAUACUUUGCCAUUCAAAAAUCAUAAGGACUUGUUUAAGCAUAUUGCUUGCUUUUUCGUUGGAAUGGAUAGAGAUGUUGCCGAAACAAUUUUGAAGGCAUGUGAUAUAGACACAAGAUCUGGGAUCACGGAUCUUAUUAACAGGUGCCUUGUUAGUAUUGGAUUGAAUAACGAAUUGAUGAUGCAUCGGCUGGUUCAAGAAAUGGGAAGGCUAGUAGUACGUGAAGAAUCGUCUGAUAAGCCAUGGGAAAGAAGUCGAUUAUGGUGUCACGAGGACUCAUUCAAAGUGAUGAAACAAAAAAAGGGUACGGAAAAUGUUCUAGGUCUUGCCCUUGACAUGAGAAUGCUUGAGAAAGAGAAGUUACAUGGAUCACUUGAGUUAAAGACAGACGCAUUGAGUAAGAUGGAUAGUCUAAUGCUGCUACAACUUAAUUAUGUGCAAAUAACUGGCUCUUACAAGAAUUUUCCAAAAGAAUUAAGAUGGUUGUGUAUGCAUGGGUUCCCAUUGAAAUCUAUACCUUCAAACUUACUGAUGGAGAAUUUGGUUGCUCUUGACAUGUCUUAUAGCAAUAUUGAAUCAUUUGGGAGUUGUUAUAGCUAUCCCCGACGACUUCAUAAGAGGCUAAAGCUAUUGACUGGAUGGUGGUCAAAAGACAAAAGGCUGCUUGGAUCAUUGAAGAUUCUUAAUUUAAGUUUCUGUGAACAACUUCAUAGUCUUGGUGGGUUUGACCACCUCCCGAAACUUGAGAGGUUAAUACUUAGAGGUUGCAUUGGUUUGCUUGAUGUUUGUGAAUCAAUUGAGCAAUGUUUCGAACUUGUUCUCAUUGACCUAAGCUACUGCAACAAGCUUGAAAAACUUCCAAGAAGUUUACACAUGCUAAAGAAAGUUAAAACUCUUUUGCUGAAUGGUUAUUAUCUAGGUGAAUCUCAAAUCAAGAUUAGGGAUAUGGAUUCAUUGGGCAUGCUCAAGGCUAACAACAUUGGCAUAAACACAAUAACCUCUUCCUCCGUCAUUCAGGAGGUUAUACCAAGGGAUUUAAAGCUUUUUGCAGUGGCUUUACCGAAAUAUUUAGUAAGCUUGUCACUCAAGAAUAAUAAUUUGUCUACCGAAUCCUUUCCCGUGGACUUCAGUUGCCUAUCCAUGUUAAAGGAAUUAUAUUUAGAUGGAAAUCCUAUCGUUUGCCUGCCUAAUUGUGUUAGAAGCCUUCCUAGGCUUGAGACACUUAGUAUGAAAGACUGUAAUAUGCUGACGACAGUUGAGCAUCCUCCACAUACACUAGCAUGUAUGAACCUCUCUUUUGAUUCUAAUAAGCCUUUGCUUCGAAGAGUUGUAUUUGAUCCAGAAAUGUCCCCACUCAUUUUCAUAAUAAACUGGAAGAUGUUAACUUCUUCGUCAUUUGAAAUUCAAGGCUUGAUCAAAAGCCAACCAAUGUCAAAUGUUUCCGAAAAGGUAUUACGAAGUUUGGGCUGGAGUAAGCUAAACUUCCUUAAUGCUAGGUUUGUGAAAACUGACGUUUUUUUUGGAGGAUCGGAGGAAUCUGAAAUCCAGAUGUAUUAUGAAUUUGGCAUAUUCAGCAUAAUUUAUGGACACGAAGAGAUGCCAGAUUGGAUUAUGGAUAGAAGCACAGGGCCAUCAACAUCAUUUACCAUCCCAUCAUCUCCUAACAACCUCACAGGAUUGAAUUUCUGCUACAUAUUGACAUCUCCAUUUCCAGAUGAGAGGUUUGGAUUCGGAGAUGAUGUGUACCUUAGGUUGCCUGUGAUCAUAAUUAAUAAUAUAACUAAGAAACACACCUGGAUAUACGAACACAACAUUGAUAGUGUACUUUAUGAGGGUGGAAAGUGUUUGAUGUUUCUAAGCCAUUGGAUGUUUGGGAUGAAUGACAUGGAAUCUGGUGACCACAUUACAGUUAGUGUGAUGGAGUUGGUAGGUGGUGCCUUCUUUAGUAGUACUGCGAGUAAGAAACCAUGUCAUUUUACAAAAGAGUGUGGGGUGAGUUUUGUGUAUGAUGAUGGAGAAGAAAAAGAAGAAGAAGAUGUGAUGGGGUAUUACAAGUCAUGGAAUCAUAUAAUUGGUGGAGAUCUCACUGGAUUUCAGUCAACAACAGGAGAAUACAUCCUAAGCAAACGGCGAAUUCUGUUGCCUUACAUUGAUAUGUAUCUUCUAAACUUUAAUCAGUUCUGUGGAGAAGGCGCCCGCUUUAAAGAUGACCAAGUGCACUUCAAAGCUUUCUCUCAAAGAAGGUCUGAUGUACAGGAGGUUGGUCCUUAAGUGCGAUUUUUUCUGGAUUUCUUGUAUGUGCAAAACAGCAAAAGACAUGUUUGCCCUUCUCAUCUUGAUAGUUGAAAAUAGCCUUAGAAUGCUUGUUCAGUCAUGUUAUGUAUAAUAUAAAUGCUGCCUCGCCUCGGUGGCAUUGUAAAUGAAUGAAGUUAAGGUCAUCUGUUACACCCGUCACUAACCACUAUAGUGGUGGAUGGCACAUCAUUACCACACUCCCCACAACUAACCAUAGGAUACCUACCGCUAAACACACAACUCCACCUCAUUUUUUUUAAUUAAAUUUAAAUAAAAAUACAUAAAAAUCAUAUAAUUUUUUUUUAAAAACUAGUUUUUCAUUAAUUUAAAAUACCAAAUUACAUUCAAUAAGAACUACAUUAAUUAAAAUAAAAAAUAAAAAUAACGUGAAAAAUAAAAAUUA